Messenger RNA from Daphnia carinata, 6645 nucleotides. It is a transcript of the gene NfI, whose product is annotated as nuclear factor 1 A-type-like. The transcript has 13 exons. Gene Ontology annotation, cellular component: nucleus. Gene Ontology annotation, molecular function: RNA polymerase II cis-regulatory region sequence-specific DNA binding; DNA-binding transcription factor activity, RNA polymerase II-specific. The record is from RefSeq and is a predicted model, not a curated record. Gene Ontology annotation, biological process: regulation of transcription by RNA polymerase II. The coding region runs from base 867 to 3437 and encodes 856 amino acids. Lineage: Eukaryota; Metazoa; Arthropoda; Branchiopoda; Diplostraca; Daphniidae.
AGCAGUAGCGUGAGCCGAGCUCAGUGUGUUGUUGUUGUGUGUCCGUGACGGCCGCUCGAAUCUUUUCGGUCCUCCCUUUUUCCCCCCUUUUUCAACCCCUGGUUAUUAUUAUUUAUUUUCAUUUUGCCAUUUUGUUUAUUUCUCUUUUUUUUUUGUCUCUAAAAUUCGGCCCAAUUUCUUUUUUUUUUGAACGGCGUGUGCGCGAACGCCAGGCGAAAAAACAAUUGUUCAUUUUUUUUUUUGCACGAAAGCCUUUGGUGUUUCCACAGUUCAUUUUGCUUCCCCCCUCCCCUUCAGUUCGUGUGCGGACUCGUUCGAACACAUUUUCACACGGCAACAACAACUUUAUUGCGAGAUGUGAUGAAAAUACGAAACAAACAUUUUUUGUCUCGUUCAAUCACGCCGUGUGUGUUGUGUCGAAAACUUGUUUAGUGUUUUGUUUUUUCUGCGGACCUCAUUUUUUGGAAGAUAAAAAAAAAAGACGAUCGAACUUGUUGUUUAUGCUAUUCGAAAAAUUAUUGGUAAGGCGGGAAAAGAAAAAUUUGAAUUCAAAGUGGUUUCAUGUACGAACUGUGUCGCUUUUCGUGCUGUUUUGUGCGUUCGUGCGGGAAGAGCCUGGGACUUCCUCAUUUCUUAUUUGCCGAGCUCAGCUUUUCUUUUCCGUCCACAUCCUGAAAAGACCAACACACGAGACUGGAACACACAUUUUUUCAUCUAGUCUAGUUUUGAAAAAAAAAAAUAAAAUUUGAUUCAUACAAAACUAUUGAAUAAUAAUUGAGGCCGCCAGCGAGUGACCCAAGACCGGCGCCAAAAUAGCAGCCGUCCGCUAUGACAACUCGGAUAUAGCAGCAAGUGCCUACGGUAAAAUGACCAUGGAUGAAUUCCAUCCAUUCAUCGAGGCGCUGCUGCCUCACGUCAAGUCCUUCUCGUACACGUGGUUCAACCUGCAAGCCGCCAAACGCAAGUACUUUAAGAAGCACGAGAAGCGGAUGUCGCUCGAAGAGGAGCGCCGCUGCAAGGAGGAACUUCAGAACGAGAAACCCGAGGUGAAGCAAAAGUGGGCCAGCCGCCUGCUGGGCAAACUGCGCAAAGACAUCACGCAAGAAUGCCGCGAAGAUUUCGUCCUGAGCAUCACGGGCAAGAAGCCGGCCAUGUGCGUCCUCUCCAAUCCCGAUCAAAAGGGCAAAAUGAGACGCAUCGAUUGCCUCAGACAAGCCGAUAAGGUUUGGCGGCUGGAUUUGGUGAUGGUCAUCCUGUUCAAAGCCAUUCCGCUGGAGAGCACGGACGGCGAGCGGCUGGAAAAGUCGCCCGACUGCCUCCAUCCGGGCCUCUGCGUCAAUCCUUAUCAUAUAAACGUCUCGGUCAGAGAAUUGGACCUCUACCUGGCCAACUUCAUCAACAGCCACGGUGCAGAGACGCUGAGCGGAAUCUGUGAUACCGGCGACAAGGUGGACGACGACCGCAACUUGAAAGGAUAUACUCAUAACCCGUACAAUGGAGUCAUCUACAACGACACGAUCUUGGCGACAGGUGUCUUCUCGUCGAAGGAAUUGUGGCGACUCUCCAAAACAGCGUCAAUAAUGCAGGGCUCUAACGGGCUACAGCCGCCGUUGAACGCCAUCAAGAUCGAAGCGCCGUCCUAUUACUGCAACAGUUACACGCCACCGGGUCCCGAUCAUUCGGCCUCGAUGCUCCAAGGAGCUGGCGCUUACAGUCCUCUGUCUCUGCACCGCAACUCGCAGAGUCCGAUCGACCCGCGCGGCGGCAACGGCCACAAGCGGCUGAGGCGGAUGAGCUCGACCGAGGACGACAUGGACGUCGUUUCGUCGCAAGGUGGCACCACGGGAGGGACGUCGUCGAGCAUCAUCAUCCGCGGCGGACAGGGCAGCAACGACAAGACGAUCCCGUCGGCCGCCGAUUUGAGCUACUACGGCCAAAGUCCCAAUUCGCUCUCCAACCAGACAUCGUGGCACUCUGAGAUGGAUCACGGUGCCGGCAAUGCGAGUAAUGUCGGUCAAUCGAUUUCUACCAUCCCCAUCCCAGCCACCUCCUCCACUUCCUCCACAUCUUCCUCCUCUGCGACGUCUUGCAACAACAACAACAACAACAGCGCGACGUCGCCACAGUCGCCACCGUCAGCCUUGUCGUCCGUCUCCAGUUCCGGCGGCUCAAAAACGCUCAAGAUUGAGCCGGGAAGUAACGGCGGAUCGGGCGGUGGCGGCGGGACGGCCCGACCUUCCUCGGCCGACGAGGGCGCCAUCAUCUCUAGUCACGAUGGCCGGCAGCUGGCCAGUCCUCACCACCAUCACCACCAUCACCACCAACAACACCAUCAACACCACCAACAUCAGCAACAUCAUCUGCAAAACAACGGCAGAGACGGUUUGCAGCACGGUUCGGUGGUAUCGUUGGCCGCGUCCAACUACUACGGUCACGAUCAGGGACUGGUGGCGACGCAGCACAGCUCGGGCGGAGGCAACGGUGUCAGCGGCAACGGUGGACCGCACUCACCCGGUAAAUACCAAGAGAACGGGCAUGAUACCUUCUCGGAUUUCGUCACGCUCGUCUGUCAAGAAGCGCAAAACACUCAGAACGCACAGGUUCAAGCGGGAUCAUCGCGUGGUUCGAUGAAGCUUUCUUCUUCCUCUUACUACGCCACUAGCAUGCUACCGCCACCUCCGCCACCGGUAAUGGCUCGUCCGGUGGCCAUCAUCCGCUCAACAGAUAUGACCAACUCUCCACCGCCUUCGGUGACGCCACCACCUCUGGGCGUCGGUGAAAACUCGUCGUCCGGCGGUGGCGGUGGGAAUCGAGGGCCGCCUCUCAGUCCGACGUCGAUUGGAUCCAACGCCGCAUCCGACUCUCAAGUGCUGCAACACGGCCGCGGUGGCAGCGGCGGCGGCGGCUCGAGCUCCGGUGGGCCCGUCUCGUCUGCCGGCUCGUCUUCGUUCGGCUCCGGGCGGGACUACACCUUCUCACACUUGCACGCACAAUCCGGACAGUUAUUCACGUAUACGAACAUUGGACCGGUGGGUGGCAUGUCGGGCGUGAUCAGCCCGACGAAUUUGAGUUUGUUUUCAUCGUCGCCAUCGAGCGGAGGAAGCGGCGGCAACAACCAAUCGCCUCGCACCAUCACGCCCAAUCAGCAGCAUCACUCGAACCAGCAGCAGCAGCAGCAGCAGCAGCGCAACAACGGCGGCGGUGGCAACAACUCAUCGCAACAACAACAACAGCAGCAGUCUGUCUCCCGCUGGAACACGGGCUCUUUUAUCGCCCUCGACGACAACAUGGACUACGGCAUGAUGUCGCCGCUCAUCUCGUCUGCCGGCAAUCAAGUCGUCGACCAGCAAGGACCCAACGGGCCCGGCUCACUUAUGGACGACGGUAUUCAAUAUCUUGCGUCACGCUCUCAUUCACCCACUCGAUUGGCUCCAUAGGCUAUUUCUCUCUCUCUCUCUCUCUCUCUCUCUUUUUCUCACACACACACAUGGAGGGCCUCUCCCCCCCCCCCUCUUAUCUCUCUCUCUCUCUCUCUCUCUGUGUUGAAAUGGAAAAGAAAAAGACAACGAAAAAUAUGCAAACAAACAAAAAAAAAAAAUCGAUAAUAAUGAAAUCGUUACAAAAUGUUUGUUAGAUGUCGAUUUAAAAAAAAAAAAAGAGAGUUGCGUUUAACUAAUUGUAUCAUAGUGAGAAAAGAAAUGAGAGAGAGAGAGAGAUGCAAAAACAUUUUUUUUUCGAAGGCGGACAACGCCCCACUAACCAGGUCGUCUCUGGUUUGUUUUUGUUAAGAAGGGGGGGGGGGGGCGUAAGAAUGUGUUAGUUUUUACAAUGCAGCUAUAUUAUUUAAAUUUUAUAUAAUAUGUAAAACAGGUUUGUUUGUUUUUGUUUUUUCGUAUUAUUUCUACACACAAGAAAAAUGACAACAAUAACCUCCCCCCUCCCCCUUUUUUUGCUCUCGCGUCUCUCACUCACUUAAAAAAGGUUGUGGUGGCUCUCAUUUAAAAAAACAAACAAACAAACAAUUCAUUUUCAAAUUAAAGUGAAUAGUAAUUUAAUUUAACAAUUGAUACAGAAAACUUAUAUUUUAGUGGGGUAUUUUACCUUGUCAUUUUUUUUUUUUUUUUUGUUUAUUAGUCGCAAUUUUUUUAUUUAAAUGACGUUUGAAACAUUGAAUUUAGGGAGACGUAAGCGAAAUGCGAAUGUGUUGCCGUAGGCAAAAUGCAAAGAAGAACUUGUUGAAAAUGUCGCAGCGCCAAACCAAAAUUGAUUUAGUUAUUUGUCGAAAUCAAAUUCUUUCUUGUCAAACAAACAAUGUGCGGAACUUAUUAAGGAAAAAACACACACACACACACAUUUUUAACACACACACACGCGCGCCGUUGUAGGAGCCAAUAAGCGAGUGCCAUUACGAUUUUCUUAGUGAAAAACACAAAGUCGUUGAUUACAAAUUUUCUUCUUUUUUUUUUACGUUUAAUUGGGCCUCAAUGAAUGUUUUAACCACAUUUUUUUUUUAGUCUAUUAUUUAAAAGAAAAAAAAACUCCCUCACCCCAAACAUCCCCCCCCCCUUCAGUUUUGUGCGCGUGCUUCCAACACAACGAAAAAAACAAAAACAAUGAUGUCAAAAUGUUUUAUUGGUUGUAAUCUCUUGCUGAUUUCUUUUAUUUUGUUCUUUUUUUUUUUUGCGAUUUGAAAGAAAGGGGAGGGGGGAUUGUAUGGCGACACACACACACACACACAUAUAACGAUGUUUCGGUUUAUAUUUGCUGUGAUUAGUUUGAACGUCAUCCCGCGUGCAAAAAAGGUUUGAAAUCAGUUUCGUUUCGUCUUUCUAAAUAUUUUUUUUUUUUUUUAAGAGAAAGUCCUUGACGUUUGUGUGUGCGUGUGUGUGUGUCGCUGAAAGAGAGUAAUGAAACACGUAGCAAUAAAAAAAAAAUUUUUUUUUUGUCGUGCUGGAUUGGAAGAAGACAAUAAGAAGAAUAGUGUUGUUGCAUAUAUAGCCUCUUAACAGCAAACCAAUAAAAAUUUAAUAAAAUUUUAGGCCUUCAUGUAAAUGAGAUAUUUAUACAAGAUAGAAGCCAAUCUUCCUUCUCUUUUUUUUUUUUUUUUGACGUUAUUUUAUUCUUUCACUGUUGUCGUUGAUUCUUUUCCAUACCCAACACAAAUUGCAAAAAAACCUUUUUCUGUUUCUUUCUUAUUAAUUAAAAAUAGCCUUACAAUAUCGACGCGCACGGAUUUUUAAAAAUUAAAAACAACACAACACAAUUAAGGAAACAAAAUUCAAAACCAUCACAUUUAAAUAGUAACCAAUGACGAGCAAAUAGAACAUUGAAACAUCCCGUUUAAAUUUGUCAUUUGAAAUCAAAACGCUCAUUUCUUGAUGCCGUGCCUGUAGCUUAGAAAUUGAAUGUGGCCGAUGAAUAAGAAGGGGAAGACAAACUUCACUCAUUUCUUUUCCCCGUGUUUCAAAUAAAUCAACGAGAAACAUAAAGCAAUUUUUUUUUUUUUUCGUGUGGGUUUCUUCACCAAAGUGCUUCUAUUCUAAUUAGAACAAAAAAUAAAACAUUGAUUUCGUCAAGAACAACAACAGCCAAUGAGAAACGACAACACAAUUAUUUUGUUAGUGUAUUUUUUUUUUUUUUUUUUUUCACGUGUGUGCAUACGAUAUUAUCAUUUUGGCAUUAUUCUAGAGGCGUCUUCCAUAUUUGGUUGAUGUUAAUAAUUCAUCCCGUUUUCUUUUUUUCUUUUUUUUUUUUCGCCCGUCCUAUAUACUUUUGUUUUGAUUUCAAUCACGCAAUACUUUGUGUCAAAGCGCAAUAAGGUGCAAAUAAUCGUAGUCGCCUUCCAAAAGCCCCUAAAGGCAAAAAGAGAAACGAAGUUAUAAUAUAAACCGCCCCUCCUUUCUUUGUAAUAAGAUGAACGAUGUAAUUAUGAUUGUGUAAUUAGUUCGUGAAAAAACAAAAACAAAAGAAGGGGGUCGUAGAAGUUGGAUGAAAUGUUUCUACUACUACCACUACUAAUAAUAUGGUGUAACGGGGCGUUUAAUUUCUAGGUACAAACAGGCAGGAUAAUAGAAUUUUUUUUCGCAAAUGAUGGUAUAUUCAAUUUUGUUUUCGACUUGUCCAACUUUCAAUGGCUAUCACGUUUCGUUUUUUUUUUUUUCUGUAAUUCGCCCCUUUUUUUUUUUAAUCUUUUCGGCAACGGUUGAUCAUUUUCGUGAUUCCCGCAAAAGAACAAAAAACAAAAGAGAAUCGAGAAACAUAAAAAGCUAAUUAACAAAGAGGAGAACAAGACAAAACGAAAAAAGGUUUGGCUGUUUUGGGUCAUCACAGCACACGUCAAGAUUAUCAUUAUGUUUAUUAGAUGCCAAAGUCGGAGUGGAAAUAAAGUAUAUAUACCUAGCCUAAUAAGGACCGCUAAAUAAUAUGCAAAUGUGUGUGUCUUGUUGUUGUUGUUGUAGCAUGUAUUAUUCAAAUGCCGAGUAAAAAACAAAACAAAACCGCGCGCGCCCAUCAGUAUAAUAAAACGUAUGUCUGUUUGCUAUUGUUUGUGUGUGUGUGUGUGUCUCCUUUUUCGUGUGUGUGCCCGCGAUUGUAGACAAAUUUAUUCAAAAAUUUUAAAAAUAUACAGUGCAAAAAGGAAGAAAA